Ostrea edulis (European flat oyster) is the source of this 1166-nucleotide messenger RNA. RefSeq lists its product as uncharacterized. The transcript has 3 exons. Bases 185 to 1012 code for a protein of 275 amino acids. The record is from RefSeq and is a predicted model, not a curated record. Lineage: Eukaryota; Metazoa; Mollusca; Bivalvia; Ostreida; Ostreidae.
GUACUUGAAACUAUAUCAGAAACUAAGAUAAUGUUGUUUUUCUAGAAAAGCUUUCAAUUUUAUUGGCACUACGUUACAGUAUAUAUAUUACGUUUGUUUCAGUCGUACAUUAUGUCAAAUUCAGUAGCCGUGAAUAGAUCUACAUAAGGAAUAAAGUUCUACCGUUAGCGCUCUCAACAUAAUCAUGACGAAAUAUACUUUACUUUUGAUUUUCCUACCUCAACUGUGCACCGGUGCCAUCGCAUUCAAUCAACCUUCAACAACUGCAGUGUCACAAAAGGGUUCUGAUAUCCUCCGCCAGCUACUGAAUCAGGAGACUUUGAUAAGAAUGUCCUUAACGAAGGAUGUGCAGUCUCUUCUUAAAGACCAAAGAAAGAACCUGGUAAGAGACAAAGACAUUACGGAUGUAGGGACGGAAGUCGACAGACUGACCAGAGAAACAACCUCUCUCAAGGAACUGAAUAUAAAACUGACCAAUGAUGUCAACGCUUUACUGGAGGAUAAACAGGAAGCAGAGGAAAUGGACCAGAUAAGAGCCAACAAGACAAAGAACAUGGAGAAGAAAAUCGAGGAAUUGACCCAGCAAACCUCGGUUUUAGAUCAAAGGAACCUGAAUCUGACACAGGAAAUUGUUGCCGUAAAUAAAAAGGAUUUGUCGUCCCAAAUCACAGGUUUGGAAAAUGAACUGUUAGGCUAUCCAGACAUAGCUGUACAGGCAGCAUGUGUAGGAACUGCAGUAGAGGGAUUUGUAUCUGCCAUCAGAAGACCGUGUUCCAACGAAGCACCAUCUUGUGAUGUAAUUUGUAAGGAUGCUACCCCACAAAUGAAAGCAAAAAUUGGAAACCAAGGCAGGAAAGAGGCGACGUGUAUGCAGACUUACCAUUUCUAUGGAGCAAAUCAGAGACUGAAACCCGGUAUUCCAAAACAAGUCAACAGGAUCAUGUACCGCUACUCUCGCGAGGCCUGCUCCAAACAGUUCUGUGGUCCAAAUUUCUGUUGCUGUUAUCUCUAAAUAUGCAUAUUAUUCAAUUUUCGUAUUUCACAGAAAUUGUCACGGUACUUAUACAUAAAUUAACUGUACACGUUUUACAACGUGUUGGAUAUCAUGCGUCGAUACUGUUGUUUAUGAGAGGGAUGAUUAUGGAAUAAACAAUCAUCAAUCAGUU